Molecule: messenger RNA, 4926 nt
Organism: Grus americana (Whooping crane)
Lineage: Eukaryota; Metazoa; Chordata; Aves; Gruiformes; Gruidae
Gene: NDST1
Product: N-deacetylase and N-sulfotransferase 1
Exons: 15
Coding region: 696-3329 (877 amino acids)
Cellular component (GO): Golgi apparatus
Molecular function (GO): heparan sulfate N-sulfotransferase activity; deacetylase activity
Source: RefSeq, a predicted model, not a curated record
GUUCCGCGGUGUCUGCGGCCGGGGCGCCCAGCGCCGCCCUCCCCGGCCCGGGCUUUGGGGCUGUGCCGCCGCCCGAGCACGGAGCCCAGCGCGGCCCCCGGGGCGGUGCUCCCGGGCCGGGGCCUGUCGGGGGGCGGCGGGGGGCCGGGCCGGGCCGGGCGGCGGGGCGGUGCCUGGCCGGGGCGGCGGGCGGGACGCGCCGAGCGGGGCCGGGCCCAGCGGAGCCGAGCGGAGCGGAGCCGGAGCGGGCGGCGGUGGCGGCCUGGCGGAGCGGCGCGGGCCCGGCCGGGCUGGCAGGGCGCCGUGUGGAGCCGGGGCACCGGGGCGCCCUGGGGAGCCGCCAUGCCCGCGCGCCCGCCGCGAGCCACGCCGAGGCCGCCCGCCACCCCCUCGCCCCGCUGAGGCCAUGGGGCUGCAGCUGCCGCCGCUGCCACCACCGUGGGGAUUUUGGCUCGGCAAGGGGACUCUCGGUGUGUCUGCCAUGGUGACAUGAAGCAGACAGCGAGGGACGCCGGACUGCUGGAAGGGAGAGAGCCUGCACAGGCAGCCUGCUAGUAUUUUAAUUUAUAAGUAGCAUUCAAUUUUAUUUUACCUUUUUUUUUUUUUUGAUUGGUUGCUUCUUCCCCUCCCCGGGGCUCACGAGGGGAGGGGGUGGGCAGGGGAGAGGGGCCCCACCUUGCCCCACGGAUGCAAGGAUGACUGUGCUGGCCAGGGCCCGGCGGGGUAUCCGGCAGCUCUCUCCGCAGGUGGUGUUGCUCCUGCUCUUCGUCUUCUGCCUGCUCAGUGUUUUCAUCUCUGCGUAUUAUUUAUAUGGGUGGAAAAGGGGCUUGGAGCCCUCCGGGGACGUUGCAGGGCUGGACUGUGAUGAGCCCAAGGUCGCCCCUUCCCGCUUGCUGCCGCUGAAGACGCUCAAGGUGGCCGACUCCUCCCGCACGGACCCCUUGGUGCUGGUCUUCGUGGAGAGCCUCUACUCCCAGCUGGGCCAGGAGAUCGUGGCCAUUUUGGAGUCGAGUCGCUUCAAAUACAGGACAGAGAUCGCCCCGGGGAAGGGGGACAUGCCCACGCUGACUGACAAGGACCGGGGACGCUUUGCGCUCAUCAUCUACGAGAACAUCCUCAAGUAUGUCAACCUGGAUGCCUGGAACCGGGAGCUGCUGGACAAGUACUGCGUGGAGUACGGCGUGGGCAUCAUCGGCUUCUUCAAGGCCAACGAGAACAGCCUGCUGAGUGCCCAGCUGAAGGGCUUCCCCCUCUUCCUCCAUUCCAACCUGGCGCUGAAGGACUGCAGCAUCAACCCCAAGUCGCCCUUGCUGUACAUCACACGCCCCAGCGAGGUGGAGAAGGGCGUGCUCCCCGGGGAGGACUGGACCGUCUUCCAGUCCAACCACUCCACCUACGAGCCAGUCCUCCUGGCCAAGACCAAAUCGGCCGAAUCCAUCCCACACAUGAGUGUGGACGCGGCGCUGCACACCACCGUGAUGCAGGACCUGGGCCUCCAUGAUGGCAUCCAGAGGGUGCUUUUUGGCAACAACCUCAACUUCUGGCUGCACAAACUGGUCUUUGUGGACUCUGUCUCCUUCCUGACGGGCAAGAGGCUCUCCCUGCCCCUCGACCGCUACAUCCUGGUGGACAUCGACGACAUCUUUGUGGGCAAGGAGGGCACGCGCAUGAAGGUGGAAGAUGUCAAGGCACUGUUCGACACGCAGAACGAGCUGCGCACCCACAUCCCAAACUUCACCUUCAACCUGGGAUACUCAGGGAAAUUCUUCCACACGGGUACUGAUGCCGAGGACGAAGGCGAUGACCUGCUGCUGUCCUACGUGAGGGAGUUCUGGUGGUUCCCCCACAUGUGGAGCCACAUGCAGCCUCACCUCUUCCACAACCAGUCGGUUCUCGCUGAGCAGAUGACCUUAAACAAGAAAUUCGCUGUCGAGCAUGGCAUCCCCACUGACAUGGGGUACGCUGUGGCCCCCCACCACUCGGGUGUGUACCCUGUCCACGUGCAGUUGUACGAAGCUUGGAAGCAGGUUUGGUCGAUCAAAGUGACGAGCACAGAAGAAUACCCCCACCUGAAACCUGCUCGCUAUCGUCGUGGCUUCAUCCACAAUGGCAUCAUGGUACUCCCCCGGCAAACCUGCGGCCUCUUCACACACACCAUCUUCUACAAUGAGUACCCUGGUGGCUCCAGUGAGCUGGACAAAAUCAUCAAUGGGGGUGAACUGUUCCUGACCGUGCUCCUCAACCCUAUCAGCAUCUUCAUGACCCAUCUGUCCAAUUACGGCAACGACCGCCUGGGCUUGUACACCUUCAAGCACCUGGUCCGCUUCCUCAACUCCUGGACCAACUUGAAGCUGCAGACGCUGCCGCCUGUGCAGCUGGCACAGAAAUACUUCCAGAUCUUCUCUGAGGAGAAGGACCCGCUGUGGCAGGAUCCCUGUGAAGACAAGCGUCACAAAGACAUUUGGUCCAAAGAAAAGACCUGUGACCGAUUCCCAAAGCUUCUCAUCAUCGGGCCUCAAAAAACAGGAACGACCGCCCUCUAUCUCUUCUUGGGGAUGCACCCGGACCUGAGCAGCAACUACCCCAGCUCAGAGACCUUCGAGGAGAUACAGUUCUUCAAUGGACACAACUAUCACAAGGGCAUCGACUGGUACAUGGAGUUCUUCCCCAUCCCCUCCAACACCACUUCUGACUUCUACUUCGAGAAAAGUGCCAACUACUUUGACUCAGAAGUGGCUCCUCGGCGAGCUGCGGCCCUGCUCUCCAAGGCCAAAGUCAUCACCAUCCUCAUCAACCCUGCAGAUCGAGCCUACUCCUGGUAUCAGCACCAGCGAGCUCACGAUGACCCAGUCGCCCUGAAAUACACCUUCCACGAGGUGAUCACGGCAGGACCCGAGGCUGCUCCGAAGCUCCGGACCCUGCAGAACCGCUGCCUGGUGCCAGGCUGGUACGCCACCCACAUUGAGCGCUGGCUGAACAGCUACCACGCCAAUCAGAUCCUGGUCCUGGAUGGCAAGCUGCUCCGAACGGAACCUGCCAAAGUGAUGGAGACGGUGCAGAAAUUCCUCGGUGUGACCAACUUCAUCGAUUAUCACAAGACCCUGGCGUUUGAUCCCAAGAAAGGAUUCUGGUGUCAGCUUCUGGAUGGAGGGAAAACAAAAUGCUUGGGAAAGAGCAAAGGGAGGAAGUACCCCGAGAUGGAUUCGGAUUCGCGCGCCUUCCUGCGGGACUAUUACAGGGACCAUAACAUCGAGCUCUCCAAGCUCCUGUACAAAAUGGGGCAGACGCUGCCCACCUGGCUGCGGGAGGAGCUGCAGAGCACCAGGUAGCUGCUGCCCACUGCCCGCCCAGCAAUACCCGAGGGGGCCGACCCCCUGCACCCGGCGGGACCUUCCUCAGCAAUACCCCACCACUGCCGCCUUGGAGGGGACCCCCAGGCGUGGACGGCUGUGCCGGAGGCUGCUCGAGCAGCGGCCUGACUCUGCGGUCCCUGCGCUGCCACCGCUCCGCCUACCCCACACCCGUUUCUCUUUCAUUUUAUUUUUAUUUUUUUUCCUUUUUAAUUCCUGAAUCUGUCGGUGAGGUCCCUUCGCACCCUGCUCCAACAUGGGGAAGUGGCACAAAUUCCCUGUUUCGCUGCCCAAAACGGGCCCUGACUCCCCCGGGCCCGAGGGCGGUGGCAGAGUUAUCCCUUACCUCCUGGUCCGAGGGUGGAGGAGCUGCUCUGGGCAUGCUGGAGGUGACUUUGCUGAGCUGGAGCAGAGGAACGGAGCUGUUGGAGACCCAAAGCACAGAGGGACCCAGACCCGUUCCUGCCAUUGACCCUGCAGCAGGAAGCAGGAGUUUGCCGAAUUUCCCCAACACCUACAUGGAAAAGCUGCGAACAAGGGGGAUUUUUCUUUCAAAGCAUCGGGCAUGAUUUCUUUUGUCGUCUCCAUUCAUUUUCAAGCUCCUCAACCUCUUCUUCCCUCUCUGUGGGCAGUGUGGUGGGACUGCAGCUGAGCAGGAGAAGGGACCGGUGUGCUGGCCCCGGCGUGCUGGCCCCAGCGUGCUCCCUGGCACGCUCCCGUCCCCCCCAAACCCCCUCUUGCAAUCUUGUACACGUGUGGUGUUUCCUGUGGUAAAGCCGAGCGGCGCCCAGCAUCCCCCGGCACGGAGGAGAGCCGGCCGUCGGGGACAGGGCGGACAUUGGGAUAACGGCGAUUGGAAGGAUUCUGAGAACUUCGAACCUCUUGAAUAUUAAAAGCAAAAGUAUUUUAAUAAUGUUGGGGGGGGGGGGGGAGGGUUCGUUUGGUUCCCAUUUUGCAGAGGGUUGUUUUUCUUUGGUGCCAGAAUUUGUACCUAAACCCCGAGGGUUUUACGUGGUCUCUUUGGUUGUUACACGUGACGUGGACGAAGGUCAGUGGGGAAACGGGACAGUUUCCCAGCCGGAGAUGUGUCUUUAUACUGGUGGUGCUGUACGGAGCCACAGCCCCAGCUCUGCCUCUCCCGUACCCCGUCGUGUCCCCAGGGGUUUGCUGCCGGGGCUGGCAAACCAGACUGAGCCGUCACGGAUUUACCGGGACAAGGGCCCGAAUUUCCCCUCGGAUGGAGCUGCUCCAUCCCUGCUACAGCUGCAGGGUGUGGGAUGGCAGCGAUUGCCGCCGGAGGUGGACGUGGUCCCUGGGAUGCUGCCCUCGCCUCCAGAGCCGGGCCAGGGCAGCGGUGGGGGGGAAACGCGGUGUUUCACCCUGGGUGAUGGAGGGGCCCCCCCGGCUGGGUUCCCACCCGGUUAUUUUUGCAGGAGCCCCUGUAGCUGUGCGUGGGGCCGUGGGGGGCUGCAUCUCCCCUCUGCCCCUCCGUGGGGUUGCACUGGGAGAAGCUCCUGGGCGCUGGUGUAAGGUCCUGUUGAACCAACUGCUAAUAAACUGGGGGGCUCUGGUUUUA